Molecule: messenger RNA, 1345 nt
Organism: Colletotrichum acutatum
Lineage: Eukaryota; Fungi; Ascomycota; Sordariomycetes; Glomerellales; Glomerellaceae
Exons: 3
Coding region: 322-1113 (263 amino acids)
Source: RefSeq, a predicted model, not a curated record
GAUGGAAGAAAAAAAAAUUCUUUUCGAAAAUAAUUUUUAACUCCAUUCGCCCUCACCCCGAGGGUCCAGCCGAAGGACCCCCCUGUCGUUCGGGGCCACAGUCGCCUUGUCAAUUUCGAGCCCGCCGAAAGGCAGCCAAGAAGGCCCAUUGCUUCCCUCGCUUGAGGCUUGCCUAGCCAGCCCUGGGCCAGACUCGGACUGGCUUGAGGCUUGGGGCUGGGGAGCUGGCCCUGCUCGAACCCUCAGACAUUGAGGCGUCCGACCAUCCGAGGAUCGCAACUUGGCCCAGGUCACUGGAUAUUGCCAUUGCCAUUAUCGCACAUGCGCCAUCGUCACUGGAGCGGUUUUGGCUUCAUCACGAGGUCUCACUGUGCUCAGGCCUCGUCAAGACCUAGUGCAUUCCGGCCAAGAGAAAUUCGAUUCGAAUGCCUCCGUACCCUAUGUACUGCAGAGAUCCACGCUGCUAUCCGCCGUUGUAACCUGCAAAUCGCUCGCUGCCGUCGGUCAAGUGCCUGGGGCCAUGCAAGAAAGCUAUUGGCAUUUGCAAUUGCGUUUGUUCCCUCGGGAAAACGAAUCCGUGUCUUGCACACACAAGAGUCGAUGUAUCCUACAUGGUUCGACAAAACGACAAACGUCCCCACGUUGACGUCUUUGUGCCAGGAGUACCAGAGUGAGACGGUCGUUCAUGACCUGGAUAUGGCUAAAGAUCGGAGACCUAAAGACCUGAAGAUCACUUCUCUGACCGUCAUUCCUCCACUCGACGCUUGGUACCCUUGGCUGGGUUAUGUGUCGUCUCGUCACUUGCGCCAGACCGCCACGACCGCCUUACCUGCCGGACGCAUUUGUAUGCUCAUCUGUCUGGUUACAGUGUCGGACGAGUGUCCCCCACACAGUCUCUCGCCUCCUUGCGGCAGCGGACAAUCCACGCUCAUUCCCAAGUUCGUUCCGGUGGCCUCGUUCGCUAGACACUGGCAUGCCUUCAAUCAUUGCGCAGGUGUUCGAUUCACCUGGUUGUCGUACCCGCGCGUCCGCGGCCGGGACGAAUUCGUUCUUGCGAGGGGUUUUGUCCCUGCUGAGACCGUCGUCGUCUCUGGACCAUGGCUUAAUACCUGAGUGACGUUGACUCACAUCCCUCGAAUGGGCCUUAUCUUGCUUUGCCCCGGAUCAUCCUCCAUGUCUCUUGAUUAUCGUCCCGGCCGCCGCUAUAGACGGCGUGGAGGGCAUGGAGGGCUGCUUAAUGGCUGCUCGCUAUCAGACCGUGCUUGAGGCUUUGAGCUCUGUCUAUCCCUUGUGUUCCGGGGAGGAUGAAUCCAACUUGAGGCGCCGCAUUCGCCGCCUCGCCGUU